AUGUCUGACCACGAGGAAAAUGCCAACAGCUCGGGCUACUCGACGCCCGUCCCGGAGCUCGACGACCACCGGAACCAGUCCACUUCAGUCCAGCGCUCGGAUCGCGCUCGACGUGGCACAUUCGAUUCCCUUUAUGGCGCUCGGGUGAUGGCGACUGGUGGGACCCCUGGGGAGCCACGCGUUCGCGAUUUAGAGGAAGCUGUUGUCGAUGAGGAGGGUGGAGAUCAGUCCCCGAGUAUGAGACGCACCCGGCGCCCAACGAUCGAAUCGACUUCGGAUCGGUCGACCUCGCCGCCAAACUCGGUCAAAGCCUUCGCUGAAGCGCGUCGGCGGGAGCGCGGCCUCUCUAUCUCGGAGCCAAAGGUGGAACGCAAGCCUGAUGACCUUGAGCUACAACGGACUGCCUCGGUCGCUAGCCGCAUUAGCUUCCGGAGCCGGCCACACACCGUAGGAAAUGCCGACGCCGCAAGCCUCGCUACCAACAAGUCCGCCGAAGAGGAUGUCUGCUUUCCGCUGCAGGAUGAGCAAAGCGGUGGCAACCUCUACAUCGACUUCGACUACCUCGAGAACUUUAUCCAGGCCGAGAACGAAGCUCGCCAGGCCGCCCGCCGGCCGUCCGCCAUCAGGGUCUUCCCCGACGUGCGACCCGAGAGCACGGAAACUGGCCCCCCUACCUUAACGGCAGACGGUGAAUACAUGGGAACACCGUUCAGCAGCGAAAGCCAGACCGAGAAGGGUGACAGGUCGGAAGCGGACGAGCAAACUAAGGUUGUGCCGCCGGCCCCUGUGGAUCACAGCCGGGUGAGCUUCUUCUCGUCUGCUUGGGAGUCGACCAUCCACGCGGCCGACCUAGAGGGGCUCAUUCUACCGGGCGAGGACAUCCGUGGGCUUUUUACCUUCCCCAAGGGCGAGACCGACGGCGUCUGGUGGCUAAACAUUAACAACCCCUCCGAGGAGGAAGUCCGUGCCAUCUGCCGUGCGUUCGGCGUUCACCCCUUGACGGUGGAAGAUAUCUCGACGCAGGAGUCCCGCGAGAAGAUUGAGCUCUUCCCCUCGUACUACUUCGCCUGCUUCCGCUCGUUCUUCAUCGAGCUUGACGAAGAGACCGGCGAGAAUGAGUUCAUUCCGUUCAACAUCUACGUGGUUGUCUUCCGAGAGGGCACACUGAGCUUUAGCUAUGCCAGCAACCCGCAUGCCUCGCAUGUGAGGAGGAGAAUUGCGAUGCUGAAGGACUACGUUGCUCUGAGCAGCGAUUGGAUUUGCUAUGCUCUGAUUGAUGACAUUGUUGAUUCUUUCGCUCCCGUCAUCAGCAGGUUGGAGGCGGAUACGGACCAGAUUGAGGAUGAGGUGUUCAUUGCCCGGACCGAUGACAUGGCCCAGUUUCUCCGAAAGAUUGGCACCGCGCGCAAGAACACUAUGGCCCUAAUGCGCCUUCUCGGAGGGAAGGCCGAUGUCCUCAGGGGUUUCACCAAACGCUGCAACGAAAACUACAAAGUUACCCCGCGCAUGGACAUUGGCCUGUACCUCGGCGACAUCCAGGAUCACGUCGUCACCAUGAUGAACAACCUGGGCCAUUUCGAAAAGAUGAUGUCUCGCGCCCACAGCAAUUACCUGGCCCAGAUUUCCAUCGACGGUAUCUCUCAGAGUACCAACACCAACAGGGUGCUGAGCAAGAUCACGCUCCUGGCGUCCAUCAUCGUUCCCUUGAACGUGGUCACGGGUCUGUUUGGCAUGAACGUCCCGGUUCCUUGGCGGGACACCGAGAGCCUGGCUCCUUUCUUCGGCAUCCUGGGCUCGCUCCUCGCUUUCUGUGUCGUUUGUACGUAUCUGGCUUACAAGUAUCGGAGGCAUCUGUAG
Messenger RNA from Dichotomopilus funicola, 1857 nucleotides. RefSeq lists its product as uncharacterized. The record is from RefSeq and is a predicted model, not a curated record. Gene Ontology annotation, cellular component: plasma membrane. Gene Ontology annotation, biological process: magnesium ion transmembrane transport; intracellular magnesium ion homeostasis. Gene Ontology annotation, molecular function: magnesium ion transmembrane transporter activity. The transcript is spliced from 2 exons. NCBI's taxonomy places the organism in Eukaryota, Fungi, Ascomycota, Sordariomycetes, Sordariales, Chaetomiaceae. Bases 1 to 1857 code for a protein of 618 amino acids.